UGUCAGAACGCCAGGCCUCCAUUCGAGCUGCAGCUGUUUGGAGAGAAACAACAACAAAAACGGGGCCGAGAGACGGAGCGGCCAACGGUGACAGUCCGCUCCGAGCUCGAGCAGCGAGGCCUCGAAUCUGGACGUCGAACCUAAUUUUCCCACCCGGAGCACCGCCGGCUUCUAACCACGGCCGCUCUCGGUGAGGAAACUCUGGCCUCCGCUUCCUCCUCCUCCGACUCGGACACCGGCGGAGCGUCGCCGCCCCCGCGGAAGAAGCACCGAGCCUCGGCGGCGGAGGGAGCAGGAGAGCCCGGGGCUUCAGCGGUUGUGCCAGGCCUUGCCGGAGUUGUCUUGGGACUCGGAGCCACAUCGACCAUCCACUUUAACCGCAGCACCGUCGGCCACCUGAGCAGCAGCAGCAGCAUGCAGGCGAACGGAGCGGGGCAAGAAUCAGCCGAGCUUUCCUGCCUGAGCGUCGCGCAGAACGGCGAGUCGUCGUCGGCUGUAGACUGCGGCGGUGGGGCGGCGCACUCCAACGGGCUUCUACUCUCAGUUGCGGACAACGGCAUCGGCGUGGGCACCAGCAACGGAUCCUCGUCGUCCACCUCCGCUGCUUGCGGGACUUCUGCCGCGGCCUCGGAGGUGGGCUUGCUGAAGAAGAAGAAGCGUUUAUCGCAGGCGGAGGAAGAUGUCAUUCGACUCAUAGGGCAACAUCUCCACGGACUGGGGCUUAAUCAGACGGUGGACCUGCUGAUGCAGGAGUCGGGCUGCAGACUGGAACACUCGUCAGCGAGCAAGUUCCGCAACCAUGUCAUGGAAGGCGAGUGGGACAAGGCUGAGAAUGAUCUCAACGAACUGAGAGCACUGAUGCAUUCUCCCAACGCCAUUGUGCGUAUGAAGUUCUUGCUGCUGCAGCAGAAAUAUUUAGAGUACCUAGAAGAUGGCAAAGUCCUGGAGGCUCUGCAGGUGCUCCGCGGGGAGCUGACACCGCUCAAGUACAACACAGACCGCAUCCACGUGCUCAGCGGGUAUCUAAUGUGCAGCCAUGCCGAGGAUCUAAGGGCCAAGGCGGAGUGGGAGGGCAAAGGCACGGCCUCCCGCUGCAGACUGCUGGACAAAUUACAAACGUACCUGCCACCAUCCGUGAUGCUGCCCCCGCGGCGGCUGCAGAACCUGCUGCGGCAGGCGGUGGAGCUACAGAGGGACCGCUGCCUCUAUCACAACACCAAGCUGGACAGCAGCCUGGACUCGGUGUCGUUGCUCAUCGAUCACGUCUGCAGCAGGAAGCAAUUCCCAUGUUACACGCAGCAGAUUCUGACAGAGCACUGUAAUGAAGUAUGGUUCUGCAAGUUCUCAAACGACGGCACCAAGCUGGCCACUGGCUCCAAAGAUACCACCGUCAUCAUUUGGCAGGUGGACCCGGAGAGCCACCAGCUAAAGCUGCUGCGGACUCUGGAGGGUCAUGCGUACGGUGUUUCCUACCUUGCCUGGAGCCCCGACGACACCUACCUGAUCGCCUGCGGACCCGAUGAUUGCUCUGAGCUGUGGCUCUGGAAUGUUCAGACGGGGGAGCUGCGAACAAAGAUGUCGCAGUCCCACGAGGACAGUUUGACCAGCGUGGCCUGGAACCCUGACGGCAAACGCUUUGUCACCGGAGGCCAGAGGGGGCAGUUCUAUCAAUGCGAUCUGGACGGCAACCUGUUGGACUCUUGGGAGGGUGUGAGAGUCCAGUGCCUGUGGUGCCUGGGUGACGGGAGGACAGUUCUGGCCUCAGACACCCACCAACGAAUUCGGGGAUACAACUUUGAGGACCUCGCGGACAGAAACAUAGUCCAGGAAGACCACCCUAUCAUGUCUUUUACUGUUUCCAAGAACGGAAGAUUAGCUGUGUUAAAUGUAGCAACUCAGGGAGUGCACUUGUGGGACCUACAGGACCGAGUGCUGGUCAGGAAAUACCAAGGUGUCACCCAGGGCUUCUACACCAUCCACUCCUGCUUCGGAGGACACAAUGAAGACUUUAUUGCCAGCGGCAGCGAAGACCAUAAAGUGUACAUUUGGCACCGGCGGGGCGAGCUUCCCAUUGCUGAGCUGACGGGCCACACGCGCACCGUAAACUGCGUGAGCUGGAACCCGACCAUCCCGGGACUCAUGGCGUCCGCCUCGGACGACGGCACAGUGCGCGUCUGGGGGCCAGCGCCCUUCCUCGACUCGCAAGAGGCGGACGGACUCAACGAGAACUGCAGUAACAUGGACAGUUGAUGGACACUUAUCUCGCAAGAACCCACCAAUAUAAAAGUAAAAAUCCAAUCUCUACACCAACCCAAAAAGUACGCCGAGGCAAAAAAAAAAAAAAAAGUGCAAGCCACCAAGACAAAAAGUGACAGAGCAGACU
This is a messenger RNA of Phycodurus eques (leafy seadragon), 2383 nucleotides long. It is a transcript of the gene wdr26b, whose product is annotated as WD repeat domain 26b. The record is from RefSeq and is a predicted model, not a curated record. The transcript has 14 exons. Gene Ontology annotation, molecular function: protein binding. Gene Ontology annotation, cellular component: GID complex. Lineage: Eukaryota; Metazoa; Chordata; Actinopteri; Syngnathiformes; Syngnathidae. Gene Ontology annotation, biological process: proteasome-mediated ubiquitin-dependent protein catabolic process. Bases 415 to 2250 code for a protein of 611 amino acids.